Messenger RNA from Orycteropus afer afer, 822 nucleotides. It is a transcript of the gene DNAJC27, whose product is annotated as DnaJ heat shock protein family (Hsp40) member C27. The record is from RefSeq and is a predicted model, not a curated record. The transcript has 7 exons. The coding region runs from base 1 to 822 and encodes 273 amino acids. Lineage: Eukaryota; Metazoa; Chordata; Mammalia; Tubulidentata; Orycteropodidae. Gene Ontology annotation, molecular function: GTP binding; GTPase activity.
AUGGAGGCCAACAUGCCGAAGAGGAAGGAGCCUGGCAAGUCCCUCCGCAUCAAAGUCAUCUCCAUGGGCAACGCCGAAGUGGGAAAAAGCUGUAUAAUAAAGCGAUACUGUGAGAAAAGAUUUGUAUCUAAAUACCUGGCAACAAUUGGAAUUGACUAUGGAGUCACAAAGGUACAAGUCAGAGACAGAGAAGUCAAAGUUAACAUCUUCGAUAUGGCUGGACAUCCCUUCUUCUAUGAGGUUCGCAAUGAAUUUUACAAGGACACACAGGGUGUAAUACUGGUUUAUGAUGUUGGGCAGAAAGACUCCUUUGACGCUCUUGAUGUGUGGCUGGCAGAAAUGAAGCAAGAGCUUGGACCUCAUGGAAACAUGGAAAACAUUGUAUUUGUAGUGUGUGCCAACAAGAUUGAUUGUACCAAGCACCGCUGUGUAGAUGAAAGUGAAGGGCGUCUUUGGGCUGAAAGCAAAGGGUUCCUGUACUUUGAAACUUCAGCACAAACUGGAGAAGGAAUCAAUGAGAUGUUCCAGACCUUUUAUGUAUCCAUAGUUGACUUAUGUGAAAAUGGCGGGAAACAUCCUGUCAUAAAUAGCAGUGCUAGUUUCACCAAAGAACAAGCAGACACCAUUCGCAGAAUUCGAAAUAGCAAAGAUAGUUGGGACAUGCUGGGAGUCAAACCUGGGGCCUCAAGGGAUGAAGUCAAUAAAGCCUAUCGGAAGCUUGCUGUGCUUCUUCACCCAGACAAAUGUGUAGCACCUGGUAGUGAAGAUGCCUUCAAAGCAGUUGUGAACGCCCGGACUGCCCUCCUGAAAAACAUCAAGUAG